AUGCGAGUAAGAAGUCCGCCUUUUCGAACGAAAGAUGCUUCCGUCCCAGAGAACAUAUUGCUGGGUCAGACCUGUCUGUUCCUCCUGCACGCUAGCGCCUGCCAGGACCCCACCAGCAGCAGUCACGCCAUAUGCUUUGGUAGUGCAAGUCCUUUUAAGCGCAAUUGCAUCUUCUCGAUGCGGUUGUCUGUUCGCAGCGUGACAGCUGGGACAGGGCCGUCUACCUCGCAGGGUCUUGGCCUAUGGGGCGAGGCUCCACAGCAGUGCCCUUUAGUUUCUCCUCCCGUAUCUCUAGGCGCCCAGGAGUUUGGGAAAUGCUAUUUAUUUGCAGCGCAUGAAGGAUGUGAGGUCACUACAGAUAUGGAGCAGGAGAAGCCGGUAAAGAUUGCGGUGGGGGAAACUGCAACAGUACCGGUAACAGGGUGGAUUCCGAUAGGCGGGUUCAAUACGUCCACUCAAUUCGUCGAUGAUCUGCGUGUAACCACGUAA
Pseudomassariella vexata is the source of this 489-nucleotide messenger RNA. RefSeq lists its product as uncharacterized. The transcript has a single exon. Lineage: Eukaryota; Fungi; Ascomycota; Sordariomycetes; Amphisphaeriales; Pseudomassariaceae. The coding region runs from base 1 to 489 and encodes 162 amino acids. The record is from RefSeq and is a predicted model, not a curated record.